Messenger RNA from Daphnia pulex (common water flea), 1203 nucleotides. RefSeq lists its product as uncharacterized. The record is from RefSeq and is a predicted model, not a curated record. Lineage: Eukaryota; Metazoa; Arthropoda; Branchiopoda; Diplostraca; Daphniidae. The coding region runs from base 105 to 1166 and encodes 353 amino acids. The transcript has 5 exons.
AAUUAGUCACGUAUGCAUGUUGCUAUAGUUAUAGCAAGCACUGUGUGUUUGGCUCAGAACUGGAAGAGAAGCCAACGUUACAUUUUUAAAUCACUUGAGAAAAGAUGAAAAAUACGGUGUCUGCUGCUGUGCAACAGUGUCGCUCGAGAAGAGUGUGUGCUUUACUGACCGUCGUACUCGUCUUAGUGUUUCUAAUUAUUUAUUUAUUAGUUUCUCCUAGAACAGAGACUUUUAACUACUAUCAACAAUCUCCAAAUCGUCAAAGGGAAACUGAUGAAAUUCCGGCAAAAUCUAAUAUUCCCGGAUUGAAUCGCAAGUACAAUUUGAUGGAUGAAGUCAAUUGGCUGGGGAAAUUGUCGCAAUCGCUCAACGGCUACGAUAGCAGGAUUAGCAGCGAAUGCAAUGAAGAUUACAUGAAUAAUCAUAAACUGCCUCAGGAUCACCCCUGUGUUAUUGAAACUAUUAGGAAACAUUACCUGAUUCAACCGUCGCCUCAAGAUGUCCCACUUAAAUUAGACUCUAACGACGACACAGACCGAUCACCGGGACAAACUGGAGUCAUUUUUAGGCUCUUAAAAAAUAAAACGAGUGGCUUUUUUGUAGAAUGCGGAGCCCUAAACGGCGAGUACAUGUCAAACACAAUUGAUCUAGAGCGGAAAUUCAAUUGGGGUGGAAUAUUAAUCGAAGCCAACCCGAUUACGUUUCAAAAACUUGCAGCACGCAACCGUAAGUCGUGGACGCUGCCCGUCUGUCUCAGCUUGGAACCAUUUCCUACCAAAGUUAGUUUUCAGCCAAAGAGUGGCGAUCCCGGUCAUAGUCAUAUCGAAGGAGAAGCUGAAACUUUACAGAAAGCUGGAAUACCCGGCGUCGAUCCUGAUGUGGUAUCAGUUCAAUGCUUCCCUUUCUACUCAAUUCUCCUGGCAGUUGGACGAACUCUGGUGGAUUUUUUUAGCCUCGACGUCGAAGGCCACGAACUCAAAAUCCUGAAGACUAUCCCGUGGCACAAGGUUGACAUUAAGGCACUGACGGUUGAAUGGGAUAACAUGCCGGAGGGUCAAGAGGCCUUGUCCCGAUUUAUGGAAGAGAGCGGAUUCAUCAGGAUCGGAGCGUUCGAUUUUCUUUAUUCAAGGGAUGUUAUCUUCAUUAAAGAUUUAAUAAAUCACUGAUUGACUGUUAUCAAUUGGUUAACAGUUGCUAUCAUGA